AUGCACAAAUAUUACUAUGGCACUCCUAUUCGGAAACCAAUACCCAGCUCUCGCGACUCUUCAGCCGAACGUUCCCCUUCGCCGAAACGCUACUCCUCACCCAGACGCUUCUUACAUCCCAGAGUACCCAGGGGAUGGACUUUUCCUACAUACCCAACAGAAUACACUGGCUACACUGAUCUUGAAUCCACCUCACGACGGCCAGCGAACAUCCACCACCACUACGAAAUGCGUUUCAAGCCUGCUCAGAUCAUCUCGCCAUCCUACCUCUUGAAUGUCCGCAUCCUCCAAGUCGUGCUCGCACUUAUCUAUCUGAUACUGCUAUGCUAUUGUGGUAUUCACCACGGCUGGUGGCUCAACCUUCAUCAGCCGUUGGGCUUUGGCAUCUCUGCCUCCUUACUCACGAUCCUAAUCGCCAUACCCGACAUUCUCAACCGAGACUUCACGCUCUCGAAUACGCUCUCCACCUACUUGUUCCAUUUCCUCCGCCUACUCUUCGAACUCCUCCUCAUCGCACUCUGGUGUGCCGCCUUCGUCACGAUGCUGCUACCCAAGGGCAAGGACUUCAGGCUGCUCUUUCAUAGGCCGCCGUACGUGGAGUGGAUUUGUGCGGUUGUGCUCGCUGCGAUUGAGCUGCUGGGUUUUGUAUGGAGUAUGGUGCUAGUGCUGCAGGAGAAGUACAAGGUUUCCGGCUAA
Molecule: messenger RNA, 696 nt
Organism: Letharia columbiana
Lineage: Eukaryota; Fungi; Ascomycota; Lecanoromycetes; Lecanorales; Parmeliaceae
Exons: 5
Coding region: 1-696 (231 amino acids)
Source: RefSeq, a predicted model, not a curated record